UAGACCGUAAUUAGUAGCGUUUAUUUUUCAAUUUUGGUUUUUUUUUAAAUAUUUAACAAAAAAAAUACUACCUAUACCUACCCAAUAUUUUUAAUAUAAUGUGAUUUAAUUUAUUAUUUAUUACACAAUGAAGAUUGAAACGAAUCCAAUGUGCGUGUAUCUGGUAAAGAACGACAGUAAAGGCGAUAAAUUGUUGUUUCGUUAUCCGUUUGGAAACGGCAACGGAGCCGUUAAAGCUAAUGUGAAUGAACAAUGCAAGCGGUCGUUGCACAGAAACGCAUCACUUGACGGAGCUUACCAAUCGCAAGAUCAGACAGAUUUUCCUGAUGACGUUAUAUCUAGUUUGUUUGCCGUCAAAAUGGAUUUGUGUGAUCGAAAGUUCGAAUUAAAAGUAAAUAACGUUCGGUUUAUCGGGCAUCCGAUACAAAUACAAACCGGCGGUAGUAACCGUAAAAAGAAACCAGAAAGUCCGUCCAUUAUACUGAUUAAUGUUGUAUUUUCGUUGGACGCAUUUGCUCGUCGCCAAAUAGCUCAUUGUUAUUACGAUCUAAGCAAAAUGUUUGGUAUUGCCCUUGGACAUGAAGAAAAACGAUGCUCGUAUUUGUCCAAGCAGAUCAAAAGUAUGUUGGCCAUACACGAUUCCAUGGCGUCUGGGUCAGAUGCUGAGGUAGAUACGACCAAUGAGAACAAACAUUUUGAAAAAAUUCUUGAAGACUGUACACUAGCUCAGGAUUUAAAAAAGGUGUAUGACGAUAUGUGUGCUAACGGUAUAAUAAAGUUAAAAGUGAAUAAUUGGAUUGAAGUGAGCUUUUGUUUACCACACAAAGUCCAUCACUUUUAUAAAGAAGGACAAUAUUUUGAACCAGAUUCAAUAAAUAAGUGUUUAAAAGGACUCAGGCCCUAUCACGGUCUACUGUUAAUGACAGACCGAAAAAAGUUGUUGGAAAGUUUACCAACAGAUUCUAGCCCAUCAAUUGUAAGACUCAUUAAUAUGUAUAAUCCUGUAAAAAGUCUGCAAACUUUAUCUGCCGAUGCAGAUCUCACUAUUGCUCAGGUAUUUAAUAUUGCUGGCCAUUUAAUAUACUGGGGCGAUGCUAUUGUUAUAUUCCCACUGUGUGAGACCAAUAUGUACGCAAUCGCACCGAAUGUUCCAACGGAACGGGGAAGUCAAUUCUCUAAUGAAUUUGAGGAGAAAUUUCCUGGCUAUAAUUUGUUGGAGGUCAUGAGUGAAUUUUCACUUCCAACAUCGUUGCAGUAUAAAAUGUGUCCCGUUGAGGACAAAAGUAGUGGUGCCAUAAUGGUUCAAAUACUCAUUUGGUUAUUGCAGCGCAAAAUACUUUUACAAUUACAUACAUAUAUAUAUUUUAUGCCGACUAGUAAAGGAUUAACAAAUGUAAAUAAUUACUCUGAAAAAAUGUUUGAUAACUGUCAGCCAUCUGAAACACCAAUGACCAUUUAUCAGACAGGAUCAGAAAGUUGGUUGCAAGUGUCGUCAUUUAAUUCAUCAGCUUGCAGCGCCGAAGAAUUGUUUAACAGUUUGACUGACGAAGAACAGUCUGCGUUAAUGCGAAUACCCGCGUCGGCAAAUCCCAGUGAUUUUCAGUUGCUCAUGAGAUUACUCAAACAAGGUUAUCUUGUCGGUGAACAUCACCUAGAAGAAAUUAUGUAUUUGGAAAACAUAAGACGGUCGCAAUUGUUACAGUUGUUUGAUAAGUUUAAAGAUGUAUUAGUACUUGUUGAAAUGGAGGACCCUGCUAUAAGUCAUUUCUAUUCACAUUAGAGAAUUGAAAAAUCUACACUAAACACGUUUGUUUGUAAUAAGUUGUCCCUGUUUAUUUUCAUAUUUGAAUUUAAUAAAAUGUGUCUUCCAAUAGUUAUGAAAAUAAUGUAAAAAAUAUAUUAAAAAAAUCUAUAGAAAUUUAAUUUUUACAAUGGCAAAACUUAAGUGUAAACUAACCAAUAAGUUGUAGCAUUGAGGUCUAAGUUCUAUUUAAAAAAAAAAAAAAUUAUGUUUAUUGCCUAUUUAAUAAAAUAACUCAACAACUUAAAUAAACAACAAACAAUUCUUAAACUUA
Adelges cooleyi (spruce gall adelgid) is the source of this 2075-nucleotide messenger RNA. It is a transcript of the gene Nprl3, whose product is annotated as GATOR complex protein NPRL3. Gene Ontology annotation, cellular component: GATOR1 complex. The transcript is spliced from 6 exons. The coding region runs from base 128 to 1780 and encodes 550 amino acids. Gene Ontology annotation, biological process: negative regulation of TORC1 signaling; cellular response to amino acid starvation; positive regulation of autophagy. NCBI's taxonomy places the organism in Eukaryota, Metazoa, Arthropoda, Insecta, Hemiptera, Adelgidae. The record is from RefSeq and is a predicted model, not a curated record.